Molecule: messenger RNA, 1782 nt
Organism: Striga asiatica
Lineage: Eukaryota; Viridiplantae; Streptophyta; Magnoliopsida; Lamiales; Orobanchaceae
Source: the annotation of a GenBank genome assembly
AAAAAUAAAAUGAGCAGAGAAAAAGUUAAAAAUAAAAUAAAAUGAGCAAAGAAAAAGAUUAAGCGGGUUUAAUGAUAAAAUAAAAUGAGCAAAGAAAAAGAUUAAGCGGGUUUAAUGAUAACUCGAUGCUCUAACGCUUGAUGAGUCCACAUAAUCAAAAUUCUCUCUUCACCCUUCUUUACCAGAACGCCUACUUUAGUGUAAUAUUUCAUACGACGCCUGCUUUAGUGUAUAUUAUUCAUGCUUGUUUAAAUGGCAGAGGAAGGGAAAGAGACUGGUUAGGCACGUUCAGAAUGAGCAUCAUGAUCUAAAACAACUAUCCCGUUUUCUUGAAGAAAUAGAUGAAGACAUACUGCUGGAGAUAUUUAUCCGUCUCCCGAAUUAUCGGUCUGCCAUUCUCUUUGGCGCUGUCUGUCACAAGUGGCAGUCUUUAAUUAGGCCACAUUCCAUCAGUAGAUUCAUAUCACAUCAUAAUGAGCACAAGGACCGCUAUCCACAACCAUGCACAGUCAUAUUUUGCAGAGCCUAUGAUUUGGGUUUGCUUAACCCCAAUUUUAGUUUCCCACAAUUUCAACCAAUUUGCAAGCUUUCUUCAGGGGAGUCAAUGUCUCUUCUUCGUCAAAACUCGAAUAAUACUGCUACUAAUUAUUUGGACUUCUUGCCUUCGCCAAUGGCCAUAAGAGCAUCCUGCAAUGAUUUAUUGCUCGUCUCCCCAAAUCUCGACUUCGACUCUCUAACACAUCUCUACUACAUUUGCAAUCCAAUAACAAGACAGUUUUAUUGGCUCCCGAAGAUAUCUCCAACUGUUGGGAAAUUCUCUAGUGUUGGACAGGCAUUAAUAUGCAUGCCUGACAACGAAUUUAAGAUUGUUGUUCUUGAGGAUCCUUGUAUUAUACGGCCUCCAAUUCUGGAAGAAGGUGCAAUACCUUACAGCGGUGUUAGGCAGUAUGUGUGGAUAUUUUCUUCCAAGACAGGAAGAUGGAAAGGUAAAUGCUUGGUAUAUCCGGAUCCCCGUGAACUACAGGGGGAUUAUUGGGUGGAAAUGAUUACGUGCCCAAUAUCUGGGGUCGUGUAUUGGUUGGAGCAAGACCUUAGAUUGGAUAGGGUAUUGUCAUUAGACUUGCGGAAUGAAAUUAAAGUCGGCAUUGUAGACUUUCCCGAUGAUUAUUGGUGGUACCCUAUGUUUGAAAUGGAUCUACGGAAAUGUGAGAUCAGAGGUGGAAUUAGGGGUGAUCAUGUCAAAACUCGGAUUGGGGUUGUGAGUGGUGAAUUGUGGUUGCUACAGUUUGUUUCGACUUCAGUGAAAGGAAUGAUCAAUCUUAAGGUGUGGAGAUUAAAUAAUGGUAGUAAGUGGAUUCUUGUUGAGGAUAGAAAAAAUUUGAAAGAUCCCAUCAACGAGAAGGAGGAGGAGUUUGUGGGUGGUUUUACUCAUCCAUUGAAUAACGAAGCACUCAUUUUGGUGUGGGGUAGAAAUAUUUUUGAAUAUAAUUUAACGGAUGGAACUUUGGAGAUAUUAGGAGUGCUUCAAGAAUAUAUUAAUUUUAGUGACUUUGCGUGGUUUAUGGAUGAGCGUCUUGUGUGCAUUCCUGUGAUGCCUCCCACCUGGCCUACCACACUUCCUGCCUCCAAGUCUUUAUAGCUUUUUUUCUUUAUUCUGCUUUUUAUUUAUUUAUUUUUUUUGUGCCGUCACAAGACUGAUUUUAUUGGUGGUGCUCACUGCCAUAAUAGUGUCGUCGUUCUAAGACUCGUGUUUCCUGUUUCUAUUUCACUAGUAAUCAACCU